CUUGCCAUAUUUUCCUCCUCUUUAGCAUGUUUUCCCUUUUAUGGCUUCCCACCUUCUUUUAUCAAUUCUUUAGAUCCUUAUCUUCUCAGCAUUCUUAAGUCUUGGCUUUUUCAUGGCUUCCCACUUCCUGUUUAUUUCCUUCUCAUUUCUUUCCUUUUGGGAGUUUUUCUUGUUUACCUUAAUGAGUUUUCUUUUCUGUUAGUCCAAACCAAGCUCUUGAUUUCACAGGUAGACUACUUUUAUGUUCCUGUAUUCAUCAAGAAUCAUAGAGGAAACAUGGAGAAUAGAGCUUUGUAACAUUGCCCCGAGGAAAGAGAGAAGAGAUUGUCUACCUUCUAAAUCUCCCAUUUCUUUACACCAUCAGAGCCAGCCAUUCCCUAGAGGCAUUAAUUCAAAUCAACUGGUUUUUCCUUUUCUACUUUCACAUCAAUGCAACUUUUUUCCCCCUCUUUUAAUUCAAAGGAUAGAUUCCAAUCUUCAUUUACAGGGAAAUAGCAAAACAACCAUCUCUACACUUACAUUUGGUUUUUCUCUUCUUCUGUGGCAUUCAUUGAAGGAACUAUUGCAUUGGCUUUUACUUUUUUCCACCAUGGCAACCAAGAUCAAAGGGAUCUAUAAGGGCUUCAAGUUCAUCUCCCAAAUAUUUGCAGUGGUGAAGGAGAGAGAGAUGGAAAUUGGGUAUCCAACAGAUGUGAAGCAUGUAGCCCACAUAGGCUGGGAUGGUCCUUCUGGAACUGCACCCAGUUGGAUGAAUGAGUUCAAAACACCUCCUGAUUUCGCAACAACAACGCUCAGUAAUGCAAGAGAUCAGAAUUCUCUUGCUUUCUCUUCAUGGUCCUCUCAAGAUUUUGAUCAAUCUAUUGGAAAUCAACCCAUUUCCAAUUCAUUCAGUAACAUUCCAUCUUCAGAUCUUCCAAAUAUUCCCAAGAAAGUGAAAACGAAAAAGAAGACGAGAAGUUCCUCUCCCACAUCCUUAUCUACCUCAUCAACAUCCUCACUAGCCAUGAAGUCCAAGGCUGCAUACCAUGAACUGGACUCAACACCAAACCUUCAAGUCAAGAAAUAAGAAGAUUGAUGCAAGUUAACAACACAGAAAACUAUCAUUAUGCAUGCAAAUGUUCCCUUUUCUGUACUCAGGAUCGGUUUCAUGAGAGCAAGAAGAGCAUAUAAGCUUUGUAAAUGAUCAAUUUUAUGGUUGGAAGGUGAGAAAUCAAGGGAAACAAAUGUGAAGAUGAAGGAGGAAUCAUUGUUUAUAUGAGACAUUGGCGUAGCUAGAUGCAAAUGUUUUUGGUUUUACCCAUAUAACUGAAAAGAAGCAACAUUUGGCUAGUUAAA
Hevea brasiliensis (rubber tree) is the source of this 1335-nucleotide messenger RNA. Its product is annotated as CRIB domain-containing protein RIC10. The record is from RefSeq and is a predicted model, not a curated record. Lineage: Eukaryota; Viridiplantae; Streptophyta; Magnoliopsida; Malpighiales; Euphorbiaceae. Bases 242 to 1066 code for a protein of 274 amino acids. The transcript is spliced from 5 exons.